AUGAUCAAUAAUAAACCUUCUCCACCGGAAAGAGGAAGUUUUCCGCUGGAUCAUGAUGGCGAAUGCAAAUCCGUUAUGCAAAGUUAUCUUAAUUGCAUGAAGAAGGUUCGCGGUAUGAAUGAUCCGGAAUGUAGGAAUUUGGCGAAAUCGUAUUUGUCAUGUCGGAUGGAUAGGAAUUUAAUGGCGAAGGAUGAAUUUAAGAAUUUGGGGUUUGCGGAUGAGGGGUCGGAUUUGAAGGGUGUGGAUAAGAAGAAUGAGGCAAAGGAUGGGGAUGCGGAUGCAAAUAAACAUAAGAAUGAGUUAAGGUGGUGA
Sclerotinia sclerotiorum 1980 UF-70 is the source of this 312-nucleotide messenger RNA. RefSeq lists its product as hypothetical. Gene Ontology annotation, biological process: mitochondrial respiratory chain complex IV assembly. Gene Ontology annotation, cellular component: mitochondrial intermembrane space. The transcript has 4 exons. The record is from RefSeq and is a predicted model, not a curated record. Lineage: Eukaryota; Fungi; Ascomycota; Leotiomycetes; Helotiales; Sclerotiniaceae. Bases 1 to 312 code for a protein of 103 amino acids.